Messenger RNA from Phlebotomus papatasi, 1209 nucleotides. It is a transcript of the gene holn1, whose product is annotated as CD2 antigen cytoplasmic tail-binding protein 2 homolog. The record is from RefSeq and is a predicted model, not a curated record. Lineage: Eukaryota; Metazoa; Arthropoda; Insecta; Diptera; Psychodidae. Gene Ontology annotation, cellular component: U5 snRNP. The transcript has 2 exons. The coding region runs from base 104 to 1117 and encodes 337 amino acids. Gene Ontology annotation, molecular function: protein binding.
CGUUUUCUGACGUUUGUUUGUUUUGCUCAAAAAGGAGGUGACUAGUUUUUCAAAAAAUCUAUAGAAUUCUUAAUUUUUUUGCCUGGGAACGCAACCUAUCAUCAUGUCUAAGCGGGAUUUAGAUGAUCUGGAAGAGCUCGACCCGCCAUCAAAGCGGAAAAGUGUUAAAAUUGAUGUUGGGAAGAAACACACCCUUGAUUCCGAUGAGGAGGAGACCGAUGAUGAACAGUACAAUGUUUUGGAUGAAAAUGACAUCGAGGGGGAGGAGGAUGGCACUGCCGGCAUGGAUGGGGAGACCAAAUUGACACCAUUCAACAUGAAAGAGGAAAUGGAAGAGGGUCACUUUGAUCGAGAGGGGCACUAUGUUUGGAAUAAGACCAAGGAGAUCACAGAUAAUUGGCUUGAUAACAUUGAUUGGGUGAAAGUUCAGCAGUCCAAAGAGUCUCAAGGAACUUCUAAGAUUCGCACUCUCGGCGAAGAUUCCAGUGACUCUGAAGCUGAGGAUGGUAGUUCAGGCAAAUUUGACCUCAUUGGCAGCUACAAGAAGAUUCUGGAAUUGAUGCAGCCCCGGGAAACAGUCAAGAAAACCCUCCAGAGACUCGGAAAGGACAGCAAAAUAUCUUCAGCUGAACGGUGGAGGCGCAAAAAGGCUGGGAUUGUGGAUGAGGCCGCUGAGGUAGUCACGAGACUCACUCAUCUCAGCAAUGACAUCCUCACUCGCACAGGAAACAUGAACAUCUACGAAGAGACAUACGAAUUCAUUGAGAAUCGCGUUCGCAAGGCAACUGAACCUGCAGCAUCUGCAGCAAGUGCAGAUGAUGCACUGGACAUGUUUGCUGAUAAUUUUGAUAGCAGCGAAAAACAGCCGGAUCCAGGAGAAAAAGGCAAGAAAGAUACUCAAGAGGAGGAUAAAAAGGAGGAUGAUACACUGAUGUGGCAAUUUAAGUGGAAGCAGGAGGACACAGAACUUCAUGGACCCUUCACCACUGAACAGAUGGCCAAGUGGAAUGAGGAGGGGUACUUCAAGAGUGGAGUUUUUGUGAGGAAAGUGGGAGAAGAUCGAGAAGAUACAAAAUUCUAUACUUCCAAUCGCAUUGAUUUUGAUCUCUAUCUCUAAAUUUUCCAACAAGAAUAUUUCCCGCAUUUUCCAUUUGUAUGUUCUUCUGGGUAAAGAUUGUUCAAUAAAAGUUGCUGUAUUAAUUAUUAAAA